This is a messenger RNA of Monosiga brevicollis MX1, 576 nucleotides long. RefSeq lists its product as uncharacterized. Bases 1 to 576 code for a protein of 191 amino acids. Gene Ontology annotation, biological process: regulation of DNA-templated transcription. The transcript is spliced from 7 exons. NCBI's taxonomy places the organism in Eukaryota, Choanoflagellata, Craspedida, Salpingoecidae. The record is from RefSeq and is a predicted model, not a curated record.
AUGGCGUCCUAUCUCUUGUCUCAGUUUUUGGAGCGCGUGGGCGAGCUGCCUGGCGAAUUGGAUCGCAAGUAUUCAGACUUACGAACUCUGGACCAGGACGUGCAGAGUUUGCUCGUCGAGAUUGAUCAGGGCUGCAAUCAGCUCCUGCAGGACCUCGGCAAAGUGACGGGCCCAGAGCGCAUGCGUCGUCUACGGCACUUGCGGAGUCAAUUUGAAGAUGCCCUGGACAUGAGCGACCGCAAAAUCGCCCUGGCCGUUGACAGCUAUGAAACAGUGGACAAGCACAUCCGGGAUCUCGAUGGUGACCUGAGCAAAAUGGAUGCCAAUCAGGCUCUUACCGAAGGUGCCCAGGCCGUCGCACAGAAGAAGGAGGAAAUGGCCAUUGACCCUAACGAGCCACGUUAUUGCAUCUGCAACCAGGUUUCCUUUGGAGAGAUGAUUGGAUGCGAUAACGAAGAUUGCCCGCAUGAGUGGUUCCACUACGCCUGUGUCGGCCUCACCGAAAAGCCCAAAGGCAGCAAAUGGUACUGUCCCAACUGCCGGGGCCAUAUGGCCUCCAAACGUCGCAAAAAGUGA